CGCUGCGUCACGUCCCGGAAGUGCCGUGCUGCGCCCCCGCCUUAAAGUGACCGCGCUGCGCUGCUGCCCAUGGCGAGGGCCGGGCACGCCUGGAGCCGCCCGGCGGGGCAGGGCGGGGCCGAGGAGGACGAGGACCCGCUGGACGCCCGGAUCGCGCGGAGCGGCUGCCUGGAGCAGCACCGGCAGCUGCAGGAGUGCAUGGCCGAGCGGCGGGACUGGCGGCACUGCCAGCAGCAGCUCCGCGCCUUCGGAGCCUGCAUGGCGCAGCGGCAGCAGCGGCCGCAGGGAGAGCAGAGCCCAGCCCGGCCCACGGACUGACACCGCCCCCGUCUGGGUUUAUUUCUGUACGACUGGCUGCGGACUUGCUGGGAAAUUAAAUCGGCGAUUUGUCA
This is a messenger RNA of Oenanthe melanoleuca, 392 nucleotides long. RefSeq names its product cytochrome c oxidase assembly factor 4 homolog, mitochondrial. Bases 70 to 318 code for a protein of 82 amino acids. Gene Ontology annotation, biological process: mitochondrial respiratory chain complex IV assembly. Lineage: Eukaryota; Metazoa; Chordata; Aves; Passeriformes; Muscicapidae. The record is from RefSeq and is a predicted model, not a curated record. The transcript has 2 exons. Gene Ontology annotation, cellular component: mitochondrial intermembrane space.